AUUUGAAAUAAUAGUCUAUUUUAAUAAUUAAUUUCUUGCACAAUGGACGUUUUUAAGUUCGGCUUUGUUGCUUUGUUCGCAAAUAGUUUAUUGAAUUUAUCACUGGCUCAGAGUGGCCCGGAUUUUAUCAGUUGUAAAAUCGAUGCUGGACUAAAAGGAGAGAAAGGCGACAGAGGACAUCCCGGUCCCCCUGGAAUUUGCGAGUGUAAACCAACAGAUAAUUCAGAGAAUGAAAGAGGAGAUUCGGCAAGUCGACCUUCGAAAACAACCUGUAGCAAUGUGCCGGCCUCAGAUCCAAAGCCGCAGUGGAUGGGUGAGAAUGAACUUGAAUCUUUCAAAAUAGAAUGUGAUGAAGCAGAAAAUAUGACGUGCAUUGCUCACGAAACGUUCUCGCAAAAAUCAAUUUUAGUAAAGAAAAAUUUUACGAUGCAAAAACAAUCUUUCUGGUGGAGUACGUUUGCAGACCAUUCCUUGAAGAACAUGUAUGGAUUACGUUCAACCCAGAUCAUGUGGCUACAUCGAUUAGCUAAUUCAGCAAGUCAAGUGAUAAGGAUCCGCGGUUUGGAUAUCAAAGCUUCGAGCCCAGAGCUAAUCCAGUCAAUCGUUCAAUUACUGACAUGGAAUGAUGUUGCAAUUGGUUUUUAUCCUACUUCAAAAUCGCUAUUCCAUUACGGUGUGGAACUGCCUACAUCGUGCACGGAGAAAAACUCCACUACUGAGCCGUGUGAAUACGUAGAUAUCAUAAUGAAGACGGACAUGGUCGGAAGGCUUCCGAUAACUGAUAUAUACUUUAAAGUUAAUUUAAUGGAAAAGGAUUUGAAAAUUUCCGUAGAAAACAUCAGAUUAUGCUUUAAUUAAAUUGUGCAAUAAGAUCCCAAAUGGGAUGGUUUGUAACAAAUUAAAAUUCCAAUAAAAUUUUCGAAAGAGACUAAUAAA
Bombyx mori (domestic silkworm) is the source of this 936-nucleotide messenger RNA. RefSeq lists its product as uncharacterized. The transcript has 8 exons. Lineage: Eukaryota; Metazoa; Arthropoda; Insecta; Lepidoptera; Bombycidae. Gene Ontology annotation, molecular function: extracellular matrix structural constituent. The record is from RefSeq and is a predicted model, not a curated record. The coding region runs from base 43 to 858 and encodes 271 amino acids.